Messenger RNA from Oncorhynchus gorbuscha (pink salmon), 2140 nucleotides. RefSeq names its product CUB and sushi domain-containing protein 3-like. The transcript is spliced from 15 exons. Lineage: Eukaryota; Metazoa; Chordata; Actinopteri; Salmoniformes; Salmonidae. The record is from RefSeq and is a predicted model, not a curated record. Gene Ontology annotation, biological process: regulation of dendrite development. The annotation marks the transcript as partial.
AUGAUUCCGAACACUCUCCCAAAGGUUAUCCAGGUCAACUUUGAGGAGUUUGACAUGGAGAUCGGCUAUGACUCGUUAACCAUCGGAGACGGAGGGCAAGUUGGAGACUCAAGAACUAUAAUACAAGUCCUGACAGGUAGCUUCGUGCCUGACCUCAUUGUCAGCAUGUCCCAUCAAAUGUGGCUGCACCUUCAGUCUGAUGAGAGCGUGGGAUCUAUCGGCUUCAAGAUCAACUAUAAAGAGAUUGAUAAGGAGAGUUGUGGGGACCCAGGCACACCUCUGUAUGGCUUCCAGGAGGGCAGUGGGUUUCUGAACGGGAACGUGCUGCGGUUCGAGUGCCAGUUUGGCUUCGAGCUGAUUGGAGAGAGGAUGAUCACCUGUCAGAACAACAACCAAUGGUCUGCUAACAUCCCCAUUUGCAUAUUCCCAUGUUUCUCCAACUUCACGGCGGCCGUGGGCACUGUGCUGUCCCCUGACUACCCAGAGGGCUAUGGGAACAACAUGAACUGUGUGUGGAUCAUCAUCUCUGAACCAGGCAGCCGGAUCCACCUGGCCUUCAACGACUUUGACCUGGAGCCUCCAUACGACUUCCUCACCGUGAAGGACGGAGACCAGACGGGCUCGUCCAUCCUGGGGAGAUACUCGGGGGCCGAGGUGCCGUCUCACUUCACCUCCAACAGUAACAUACUGCAGCUGGAGUUCCAGGCUGACCACUCCAUGUCCGGAAGAGGAUUCAACAUCACCUACAGUACUGGAGGGGGCAAGGUCAUGUGGAGCGGACCCAUCCCUAAAUGUGAAGCCCCAUGUGGAGGCCACUACUCUGCUCCGUCUGGAGUGAUCCUGUCCCCAGGGUGGCCUGGAUACUAUAAGGACUCCCUCAGCUGUGAGUGGGUCAUCGAGGCGACGCCCGGACGCUCUGUCAAGAUCAGUUUUGACAGGUUCCAGACGGAGCUCAGCUAUGACUUCCUGGAGUUGCAUGAUGGUCCCAACCUGCUCUCGCCUCUGAUUGGCUCGUUCAACGGCACCCAGGUCCCACAGUUCCUGUUCAGCAGUAGUAACUUCAUCUACCUCCUCUUCACCACCGACAACAGCAGAUCCAACAUCGGCUUCAAGAUCUUCUACGAGAGUGUGACGUUGGACACAUCAUCAUGCAUGGACCCUGGGAUCCCGGUGAACGGCGUGCGGUACGGCCAUGACCUGGCCAUCGGGUCCACGGUGUCGUUCCAGUGUGACCAGGGAUACCGGCUCAGUCAUGAGGAACCGUUGGUCUGUGGGGAGAACCACUGGUGGAGCCAUCCUCUGCCCACAUGUGACGAUGAUGAUGAUGUCACUAAGGAAGACAUUGCACAGGAUCGUAUUGAUGAUGUCACUAAGGAAGACAUUGCACAGGAUCGUAUUGAUGAUGUCACUAAGGAAGACAUUGCACAGGAUCAGUAUAAUCUGGAGCCGUGUGAGGACCCCGGGACCCCCAGGUUUGGCUGGCACACGGGCAUCAGCUUUGGCAUCGGGGACUCGCUGGUUUUCUCCUGCAAUACCGGCUAUCGCCUAAAGGGGGCGAGGGAGAUAUGGUGCCUGGGAGGAGGUCGCCGCAUGUGGAGUGCCCCUCUGCCAAGGUGUGUGGCGGAGUGCGGCUCAACCGUUUCCAACAGCGAAGGAGUUGUGUUGUCGCCCAACUACCCACUGAACUAUGACAACAGCCACGAGUGUGUCUACAGCAUUCAGGUGGAGACGGGAAAGGGCAUCAACGUCUCAGCAAGCACUUUCCAACUGGCACAAGGAGACAUUCUCAAGGUCUAUGAUGGAGGGGACAGUGCUGCUGCUGUUCUGGGUACCUACACUGGCUCCACCAUGUUAGGCCUGGUCCUCACCUCCACCUCCAAUCACCUGUGGCUGGAGUUCUACUCAGACCAGGAGCACACAGCAGGGGGCUUCAGACUCAGCUACUCCAGUUUUGAUCUGUCUCACUGCGAGGAUCCCGGGGUGCCUCAGUUUGGGUUCAAAGUCAGCGACCAGGGGCACUUCGCUGGCAGUGCCAUCACGUACGGCUGUGACCAAGGUUAUUCCCUGCACGGAAGUGGCAUCCUCAAGUGCAUGACCCGAGAGAGAAGAGCGUGGGACAACCACCUCCCCUCAUGCAUAG